This is a messenger RNA of Aegilops tauschii subsp. strangulata, 936 nucleotides long. Lineage: Eukaryota; Viridiplantae; Streptophyta; Magnoliopsida; Poales; Poaceae. The record is from RefSeq and is a predicted model, not a curated record.
AUGGCGCCCAGCCGCCUGCGCGCCCGCUCAUCGCCGCGCCCUCCUCCAUCCUUCCCCUACAACCUACGGAGCAGGUCCGGUAGGAUCCCUGGUUCUACCAAUUUGGUAUCCAGAGACUCCGGUUCGGUCAUGUCUUCUCCAUCACCCACGCCGCCGCUACCCUCCGGCACCACCGCCUCGCUGUCCGCCCCCCCGAUGACCACCAAUGGAGCUCCGACGCUGCCCGGGCCGAGCGCCACCGCGGGGGCCCCAACACCGUCGGCACCAAUACCGCCGGCCCCAACGCCGCCAGCUCCAGUCACCACCGCGCCACCGCUGACCGCCGUCUUCACACCGGAACAGAUGACCAGCACGCUGCAGCAACUCGUGACGGCCGUCCAAGGGCUCCACAUGAACCAGUACCACCAGUACAUGGCAGGAGCAUACGGCUUUCCGCCAGCUGCGUCGAUCGCCACCUACGGCCACCCUGCGCCGUGGCUGUUCCCGGGCGCACCCGCAGGCGGCGAGCCCCCGCUGUUGUCGUUCCAGACAAGGAACUCCACUGCUACCCCCAUCCAGCCCCCGCUGCUGCCGCUGCAACCAGCGGCGCCGCCCCUGCCCAGCUCGGGGGCACCCUCGCCGACCGGCCUUCCGAUCCAUCAGGUCUGGUUCCCGCCCUCCCCGUCGCCACUCCCAGCGUGGGCGGCUGGGUCUUCGCCAUCGUCGGCCUACACCACGGCCCCCGAACAGCCGACUCCGUUCCCGCAGUUCGGUGGGCCAUCCGGUUCCACCGGUCCCUACCUGGAGUACUCCGACCAGGCGCCACCCGCCUCGCUGCUCCGCACCUAUGAGCCAGCUCGACACGGCGCUCCGACCCAGACACCGCCGCGGUUCGCCAAGAUCGACUUCGCCACUUAUGACGGCAUGGAGGACCCCCUCAACUGGCUCAACCAGUGA